Ctenocephalides felis (cat flea) is the source of this 2045-nucleotide messenger RNA. Its product is annotated as chondroitin sulfate proteoglycan 4-like. Lineage: Eukaryota; Metazoa; Arthropoda; Insecta; Siphonaptera; Pulicidae. The coding region runs from base 3 to 2045 and encodes 680 amino acids. The record is from RefSeq and is a predicted model, not a curated record. The transcript has 6 exons.
AUAUGAGUCGAAUAUUUUAUGAGCAUACUCAUCCUUUCAGUGAUAUGAAUGCUAAUGAUUCCAUUAUAUUUGACAUUGCUUCAAAUUUAGCUGAAACGAUUACAAAUGAGCAUUUAUCUAUAGACAUAUCAGUAUCAUCGGGCGGCUUGGACAGAUGUUUAUCAGUACCUCCAUUACUUUUGCCAGAGGGUGGAACAGCCGUUGUACGAUUUAAUUUGUCUUCCAUUGUUGAAUUUUUAGAGAGCCACGCAGGCCUUAUGUCGCCCAUUGUCCACGCGCAUGCAUCGCAACCUCAGCAUGGUGUAAUAUCGUUUAUGCAGGAUCCUAAUAUCACUAUAUAUAGUCAAAAUGAACUAGAUUCAGGACAAGUAAAAUAUCAACAUGAUCACUCAGACACAGUUGAAGAUUUCAUAAAACUUGCGAUCUAUCUGUUACCGGAAUACAUACUUCUUUGCAACGUGACCAUUCCCAUAAAGAUUACGCCUAUAAACGAUCAGCCAUUCCGAUUGGUAACCCAAGCGCCGCACGUGUCGGUUGUGCAGGGCGAAAAUAUAACAUUAAAUUCUGAAGACCUGCUAACAGAAGAUUUAGAUACUCCUCCUGAAGAACUUUUGUACGACAUAAUAAGCGGUCCCACGCAAGGCAGAUUAAUUUAUAGACAAAAAAAUCACGAUACCAAUACCUUCGAAGAAACAAUAAACAUCAAUAAGUUUUCUCAAGACGACAUCAACAACGAAAGGAUAAUUUACGAACAUUCCGGAACUACUCAGAUGACGACAUUCUACUUCCGCGUGUGGGAUGGCAAAUUCAAACCAGCGUACACAGUUUUCAAUAUACAUGUUCUUCCGGUCGAAUUGAAUAUCACUUCAGGCGAACCAAUAUAUUUGCAACAAGGAUCUAAUGUUGCAUCGUUGAGGAAGGAACAGUUCAUUGUUGACACCAAUGCCAAUCCGAAUAGAAUAUUUUUCAAUGUGACGCGUUCUCCAAGGGAUGGAGUUUUGUAUGUGAAAGAUGUACGAGCUUUUAGUUUUUCGCAAUCAGACCUUGAAUCAUCGAAUGUCAUGUAUAUGCAGACUGAUAUGACGACAGCCAAUGAUAGUUUUCAGGUUAUGGGAUAUAUAGGGACCAUUGCACAAAUAACAAACAUAGAAGUGAACGUCGAAGUUCAACCUUUAAUGCAGAUCAGUCCGUUAGCUGUUCUGAUGGGUGACAAGACCAGGAUAUCUUUGCGAUCUUUGGAUGCUACACCGCUAGCAAAACUAACAAGCAGCAAUCCCACAUAUCGUAUAAUACGUAAACCACGUUACGGAAAAUUGAAGAAAAUAAUUAGAUCUACCGGCGAGCACAGAAACACAAGAGAUCGCGAAGUAGGCCAAUUUACACAUGAAGAAAUACUAAGCGGUGUAAUAUAUUACGUUCCUAAGAAAUCAACAGAUACGAUUCACUUUGAGGAUAAUUUAAAAUUUACGGUAGCGGCGUCUAUUUUCCAGCCCGCUGUGGCAGAACUUAAGAUCAAACUCAUGGUACAUAACACUAUUAAUGAGCUGCCAGGACCAGGAGACCCCGAAAGUCACGAAGGAGGCAUGCAGGUAGCCAGUCCCAACAUGAGCAGUGACUAUCUCUUAAUAGUAAGCAUGGUAGGAGGAGUAGUCGUACUAGGAAUAGCCGUUAUAGCAGUAAUCAAAUGCCGUAACAUGGAACCGAUUAAAGAAGAUCUGAAUAAAGACGCUCAAACUAUACCACUGCCUAGACCACCUGAUCAUCUAAUGCCGCAUUCCCCUCAUGUCAAACGAUAUAUUUCAUCUGAGGAUUCGUUGCAGAUAGAUGACGAUAUGCCUCUACCAAGCCAUUCCGAUGUCCCUCACUGCAAAGUGAUCGCUUUGAGCCCAGUGGACUCAAUGUUAGGAUCUGAUAUUGAUAUGAAUAUCAGGUACCCAUAUGGAGAUGAUCUCAUAGAAGACUGGAGUACUUACGAUAUUUCCGAAAUUGAAUAUCCACACCGUACGACAAAUUCAAUGAUACAAAGGAGUCAAUACUGGGUCUGA